Molecule: messenger RNA, 192 nt
Organism: Penicillium hordei
Lineage: Eukaryota; Fungi; Ascomycota; Eurotiomycetes; Eurotiales; Aspergillaceae
Exons: 3
Coding region: 1-192 (63 amino acids)
Source: RefSeq, a predicted model, not a curated record
AUGGACAAAAUUUCCGGUCUCGCUAACAAGCUCGGAGGCAACAAGGGCCAAGAAUACAUUGACAAGGGUAUUCACGCCGCGGAGGAUAAGAUCGGCGGUGGCAAGAGUGAUCCUGCGAAGAAGGUCACCGACACUGGCAGUGAGCAGUUGGACAAGGCUGGAAAGAGUGUCCCCGACAAGUUCUCACACUAA